AUGUUUUCCCAAACCAGCUCGGCCAUGGCUCUCUUCUUAGCUCUCAACCUUCUCUUCUUCUCCAUGGCCUCUGCCUGCGGUGGUGGCUGCCCUAAUCCGAAACCUACCCCUACAACUCCGCCUACGCCUAGACCAACUCCUCCUACGCCUAAACCAACUCCUCCUAGCCCUACAACUCCUUCCACCCCUAAACCAACUCCUCUUAGCCCUACAACUCCUUCCACCCCUACAACUCCUUCCACCGGCGGCAGCGGGAAGUGCCCGAUUGAUGCACUCAAGCUGGGCGUUUGUGCCGAUGUGCUUGCCAAUCUGCUCAAUCUGAAGCUCGGGAGCCCACCGGUUCAACCUUGUUGUAGCUUGAUCAAUGGGCUCGUUGAUGUUGAAGCCGCCGUCUGCCUUUGCACCGCCAUUAAAGCCAAUAUCCUCGGGAUCAACCUCAACGUUCCAGUCUCUCUGAGCUUGCUUCUCAAUGCCUGUAACCAGAAGCUUCCAUCUGGCUUCCAAUGCCCUUAA
This is a messenger RNA of Linum tenue, 513 nucleotides long. Lineage: Eukaryota; Viridiplantae; Streptophyta; Magnoliopsida; Malpighiales; Linaceae. The record is from the annotation of a GenBank genome assembly.